ACCGCAGAGGAGCAAAGACUAUUCGUGUUUGAAUUUCAGUAUCGUUCACUAUCUUGGUACUUUUUAGUUAUUCGCAUAUUUUUGAUGGGCCUUUGUGGUCAGAUGUACGAAAAUCAGCUGUAACUCAUAUUCCAAUCUUAAUAUCUACUGGAUUAAUGAUUCUAGUUUUGUACAGGAAGCAUAAAUGAUCGCCGGUAAAGAUCACUGCGCAUAUAUUAUUCUUUAUACGUGAACGUAAUUUAAAAUAUGUUCAACUAUACUACUGUCGAUGACUCGUAGAUACGAGUAGAGGUCAGAAGUACAUAUGUAUAAACAAACAACGUAUUCCUCCAAAGAUUACGUAUUUUAUUUCUAUAUCAAUUCCCUUGUUGCCAAGUGGCUCCAAAGUCCAUAAUUACAAGUUUAUUUUACCUACGACUAAUAACCAGCUGAUCUGGGCGCUAUAAAAUUCUCUGCACAUAACGUCAUCUCAUUGUGUGCGGUAGACUACCUUGCCACAAACUCUAUGUAGAGCACGAUAGAUGUAGACUACUGAGACAAAAAAAUGGCUUCGUUCGAGCGCAUCAAAAUAAAUCUGAACUCCAAAGGUUCACCAAAAGGUCGGGCUGCUGAUAAAAUAUAUUUUCAUUCAGAAAUAAAUAUUCUUAAAAGCAUUGAAAUUCAAUGGGAGUGUCCAGCGGCGCGGAAAGCCCUCCGGGUUUCACGUGAUUCCCCCACUGAUUCCCGCUGAAACUUGAACGGAGUGGUCAAUUCCGUAUAAAAUUCUCGUCCGGAGGUACAGGGCCACCAGUCGCACGGUUCGAGUCGAAGGCUGAUGAAAUAAUAUCGUACUGCAACUACACAAUGAAAACUUUUAUUUUUCUGCUCGUGGCCGUAAUUGCGGCUGUCCAUGCCACGGUUUUGAUUCCCGCUGGGUUAGAUCCCGAAGAAUGGAAUAAUUACAAGGCAACUUAUAACAAAUCAUACGCGGACGAUGCGGAGGAAGAAAUGAGAAUAGGACUUUACCUCAAAUCGAAGGAAAAAGUUGCAAAACAUAAUGCGGACUUCGAGAAGGGUCUCCACUCCUAUACGCUUGGUAUAAAUCAGUUCUCAGACCAGACUGCUGACGAAUUUCGGAAUACUUUGAAUCCACACUUGGGUCUUGCGAGCCGAGCCAAAGGUAAAGCUGCUGCUCAGCAAGCGCCAUGAAACCAACGAUAAACUACCAACGCACAACAAUUUUUUCUCAUAUCACAUGUUACAGAAUAUUCUACUUCAUCUGUUAUCAAUAUUUGUUACUUCAAUUUAAUGUUUUUUAAAUCUUCUUAUUUUUAAGAAACGAUCGAAAAUAAUUUUACGCCUUCCCCUCGACCGAUCCUUUUUUUUAUGCAUCCAAAUUUUGAAUUGACAAUCAGCUGUCAUUUACUUCGUUUUUCGUCUGUCAUGGCGACGACCUUCCCUAUCGUCUACAAGCAGCUGGGUUUUAAAUACAUUUCCGGCUAACGAAGUGAAAGAAAGAAAAAAAAAUUCGUUACCCAAAAGUUAUAUUUUAUUAAACAACGCGCUAGAAAAUAAAAUAAUAAAAUAUAUCGCAGCUACAUCUGUUAACCACUGCUCGAGUGAAUUAAUAAAUUGAUUAAUUUACUCAAGUGCAGAUGGACAACAGAAUGAAGCUGCGGAAAUUAAUACGCAACCGAAUGUCACGAGCCUCGGUUUCUGGCACAAAGCAUAAACAGUGCAAAAAGAAACAGGCUGUUAAAGCUAGGAAAUGCAUGUGUCUUCCAUCCAAUUAUGCCUUAGUCGAAUUCCCCAUCGUAUGGUCCGAACUGAGAGCUAAUCAGCAACUUUGCGACGGUGCGAUAAGAUGCGCAAGAGAUCAGCUAUUUCCCGUCCAUCGUGCGAUUCUGUCGGCAGUCAGUCCUUAUUUCAAAGUACUUUUUACGAACAGUUUGAAAGGCGGCAAAACGGAAACUACGGAGGUUGUUAUAAACCGCGUGCCCGGUGAAAUUUUCAGUCUUAUUCUUGAUUACGCUUACACGGGUACGUGCAACGUGACAUCUGAAAAUGUUGAGCAGCUUUUACCGCUUGCUGAUCAAUUCGAAGUACUUGGCGUUAUUCAAAUUUGCUGCUUGUUUUUACUUCAGGAAUUGAGGCCAGAAAAUUGUUUAGGGAUUUUCAAAUUUGCACGCCACUAUUUCUGCCGUGAUCUUGAGGAGAAAGGACGCAAAUACAUACGGCAUAAUUUCAAGCAAAUUUUACAAGAAAGCGGAGAAUUCAGAGACCUUUCUUGCGAAGAAUUACAAUUGGUCCUACAGGAUGACGAGCUCAAUGUGAGAAAUGAAGAAUUGGUAUUUGAGGCGAUUAAAACUUGGGUCGAAUCGAACCCUGGAGAACGGAAAUCUGCGCUACCAAUACUUUUUAAAUGCAUCCGGUUCGGGCUCAUGAACUAUAAAUUCUAUAGGAAUAAUAUUCUCAAGUGGAAAUUCGUCGAAGAUGACAAGGAGUGUCAGCAGGUUCUGUUUCCGGCUAGUGUAUUCCUUGCGGAACAAGAUGCGCGACACGGAGGGGAAGUAGAUUUGAAAAAUCCCUUAACACGCCCCCGAAUACCAUACGAAAUUCUAUUUGCGAUUGGAGGCUGGAGCGCUGGAUCCCCGACAAGUUUUGUUGAAACUUACGACACGAGAGCUGAUAGGUGGUUCCUUUCAGUGAACACGGAUGUGACACCUCGAGCAUACCACGGACUAUGUACUCUAAAUAAUGUGAUAUAUAUGAUCGGAGGAUUCGAUGGAAACGAACAUUUCAACACCGUCCGUUGCUUCGACCCUGUGACAAAGGAAUGGAGAGAAAGAGCUUGCAUGUAUCAUGCACGUUGCUAUGUCAGUGUUUGCACUCACGGAGGCAAAAUCUAUGCACUUGGAGGGUACAAUGGACGGACACGGAUGAGUUCGGGAGAGCGUUACGAACCCCAUAGAAAUCAGUGGGAAAUGAUACCCUCUAUGCAUCGUCAGCGUUCUGAUGCAAGCGCAGCAGCUCUCCAGGAUAAAAUCUACAUUGUCGGUGGAUUUAAUGGACAGGAAGUCCUCAGCUCGGCAGAAGUUUUUGACGUAGAGACGAGCCAGUGGAGUUUCAUUCAUUCCAUGACUAGUCCACGGUCUGGUGUCUCUUUAGUGGCAUUCCGAGACAGCCUUUAUGCUCUUGGUGGAUUCAACGGCUUCACGAGACUCAGUUCAGGUGAACGAUACAAUCCUAAUCACUCGGCAGAUUGGCAUGAGGUUACGGAAAUGUUCAGCCCACGUAGCAAUUUUGCCACAGUUAUCCUAGACGACAUGAUUUUCGUUAUCGGCGGUUUUAAUGGUGCCGUUACAGGAUCGACGACGAUUUCGUACGUCGAGUGUUAUGACGCUGAUAGCAACGAGUGGUACGACGCAUCACCUAUGAAUUUGAACAGGAGUGCUCUGAGCGCCUGUGUUAUUGCCGGUCUCGUCAACGCCCGGGAGUAUUCGUACCUCAGCAAGGCCCGCAAUCUAGGUCAAGGUCAAGCGAUAACGCAGAAUCCAAGCAAGCCAGAUCAAGGUGGCGAAGGACCUGAAGUAAUAUACGCUGAGGCACCCAGUGACGAGCCGCCAUUUAUCGAUGAAGCGCGUCUCCUGAAUGAAGGGGGUCCCAUCAAUGGAAUAGCUGAAGGUGGUGCUAUUCUCGAAAAUCAGGAAGAGAUGCCACAGGCCGACCCUCUCGAUCUCUAUCAAGAAGUUGAUUAGUCGAUCGUCAAAGCUAUAGCAACGAAAGAGGAUCGAAAAAAAUGGUAAAAUCGUCUUGGAUCGAGUACCGAUAGAAAAUUCAACUGUUGUGUAGCACAAACAAAUUUAUAGUCAAUGCUGUGCAAAGGUAAUGUAUGCUGUACAAAAUCUGAGACCACGACUAAAAGUAUUGACAAAUUGACAAAUUUUUAAA
Athalia rosae (coleseed sawfly) is the source of this 3930-nucleotide messenger RNA. Its product is annotated as kelch-like protein 10. The record is from RefSeq and is a predicted model, not a curated record. The coding region runs from base 1635 to 3737 and encodes 700 amino acids. The transcript has 11 exons. Gene Ontology annotation, molecular function: protein binding. NCBI's taxonomy places the organism in Eukaryota, Metazoa, Arthropoda, Insecta, Hymenoptera, Athaliidae.